AUGGUAAAGGUCUUCCAAGUAAAAGCCAAAACGGGAAUACAAAAUCCUACGCGCACUGAAGUUGUAAGUGCAUUUCUUUACAAGUGCAUUGUCUCGGCAGUGAAAACGCGAGAAGUCUCCCACCCCCUCCGACCAUCCCAACUCUUCCACUACGCUAACAUCCGACCGCUGGCUCUCCCGCAGAGCUUAGCCGCAACAUCCGCCGGAAACCUGCUUUCCACGUUUUGCAUAUCAACAACACACGACGACGAAAUGGACGUGGCGAAGUUAGUAGCCGAAUUGAGGAAGGGAAAACAAGGGCUCUAUGCAAAAGACAUGACCAGAGAAAACGAGUUGGCCUUGGAGAUAUACGAAUCCACAAAAAAGGGAGACAAGCCAUACGAGGAGGAUGGGUUUGAUAAGUACUUUUUUAGUAGCGUAUGUAAUUUCCCAUUGUACGACGUGGAUUUUGGAUGGGGGAGACCGAAGCACGUGAGUGUUCCAAUGGGCCCGUUCAAGAACUUCAUUCUCUUGGACCACGGUCCACAGUGA
This is a messenger RNA of Ipomoea triloba (trilobed morning glory), 531 nucleotides long. Its product is annotated as acylsugar acyltransferase 3-like. The transcript is spliced from 2 exons. NCBI's taxonomy places the organism in Eukaryota, Viridiplantae, Streptophyta, Magnoliopsida, Solanales, Convolvulaceae. The record is from RefSeq and is a predicted model, not a curated record. Bases 1 to 531 code for a protein of 176 amino acids.